UUGGAUGCAAGGAUUGGGAAUGUAGAGAAGUCGAAGAAAAUGUUGGAGGAAACACUCAAAUGGAGGUCAAGUUAUAAGCCUGAGGAAAUCAGCUGGCCUGAAGUUGCAGUCGAAGGCGAGACUGGAAAAGUUUAUAGAGCUAAUUUUCAUGACCGUCAUGGGAAGACUGUUCUAAUUUUGAGACCAGCAAUGCAGAACACAAUGUCAUUGGAUAAUAACAUCAAGCACUUGGUGUAUCUUAUAGAGAAUGUUGUCUUUAACCUUCCAGAGGGUCAGGAACAAAUGGUUUGGUUGAUAGACUUUACCGGGUGGACACUGAAUACAUCGGUGCCUGUUAAAUCAGCACGCGAUACCAUCAAUAUUUUACAGAACCACUACCCUGAGAGGCUAGCAGUGGCAUUUCUCUACAACCCUCCACGGAUUUUUGAAGCAUUUUGGAAGGUAUGAGCCUCAUUCGUCUUAGAUGCUAAUUUCCAUAGCUCCAGUGAAAAUGAAAUGCAAUAAGAAUUAAUGAUUGUUUAGAGCCAGCUAACCCUGGAAAGUUUCUUACAUGCUCCCAAAAAAACAUAUGUUAAGAUGAACACAGUGCCUAAAUGUGCUGUUGUGAACACUUAACAAUACUGAAAAAAAUGAUAUUUACCUCCAUGAAUUGCGACUUUGUGUGUUUCCAAUAUCUACUUAUAUAAGUAAUAAGUUUGCUAAUUACU
Messenger RNA from Argentina anserina (silverweed cinquefoil), 707 nucleotides. RefSeq names its product phosphatidylinositol transfer protein PDR16-like. NCBI's taxonomy places the organism in Eukaryota, Viridiplantae, Streptophyta, Magnoliopsida, Rosales, Rosaceae. The coding region runs from base 40 to 447 and encodes 135 amino acids. The record is from RefSeq and is a predicted model, not a curated record. The transcript is spliced from 3 exons. Gene Ontology annotation, molecular function: phosphatidylinositol transfer activity.